AUGACAAUUGAGGAAUUGAUCGACGACUUUCCUUUAUUCAAGGCGAGUCGUUUAAACUCACUCUACUCAGCAUUUCAAAAGAAUAAACAACUUAACCCUGAAGGGUACGAAGCCAACAUUCGAGCGUGGAAAUCUUUGUUCAACAAGAUCAUUGCUACAGAUGCAUUGAACCAAGAUAGCAUUCUUUCUAUUACUACGUAUCAACCAAACUUGGCAGAGCUGUUAGCACUUCCAAAGUAUGGAACACCUAAGAACCUCGAUAACAUAUUGCAGGAAUUUAUCGAUACCGGGGUUUUAAUCCCAAAUUCUUUAUAUACGAAUGCUAGAGAAAAUUAUCAAACAACUGUUAGUGGUCACUUUGGAAUUUUGGGAGUAUUGAAUUGGAACAACUGGCUACAAUGGAGAGCACUAAAGGGAUUCAAAGUCUCCGAUAGCGGAAAAUUGAAAAAUGAACGAUACAUACAUUGGGAUCAAUUAGUUAAUAUUGGGAAACAAGUUGCGAGAUUAAUCAGUGAAAAAAUUGUAGAUAAUGAUCCAUUUUUGGGGGAUUUGUUGACGUUGGAGAUGCUAAGGGAAAAGCUUGAACAAGUUAUCAAGAACGACAAACUGGAGAAACCAUUUCAUUCUUUGUCCUUAUUGGAUUUGAAAAUCUUGCUCAUCUAUUGGGAACGUGAAUGCGACCAAUGCAAUUCUAUCAACAUCAAUAAUAAUACUUUUAUUAAAUGGAGCCCGGAGAAAAUGCGCAACGAAGAGAUUAGCAUUAUCAAUAUUAAAUCAACAAUGCUAAAUCUUGAAAAAAGACAACAUGAGUUGGAAGAUCGAAUCGGAAAAAUCGAUUACAAAUGUGUUUUAAAACUUGACGCCGAGCUUCGAAAGUCGAAAUUAUCACAAUUGAUGCAAAAGAAAAAGUUUUUGCUCAAAGCAUUGAGCACAACCAAUAGCCAGGUUAUGGAAGUACAAGGGAUCUUGCAUAAAUUAGAAAAUGCACGAUUCAACUUGGAUUAUGUCUCGACGCUUAAAGAAAGUAGUCUGGUUAUGCAGAAGUAUAAUAAACAAGUUGUGUUGGAAGAUGUUGAGAAAAUCCGUGAAGAUCUAGAUGAAGAAAUGGAAAAAAUCGAAGAAGUCAGUGAUGUCCUUGCUGGCGGAAAGCCUAUUGUUGUUGAUGAUGUUGAUGAUGAUGAACUCGAGCUGGAGUUGAAUCAAUUGCAGAACGAAUUCGAAAAUGAUAUCAAGAAUAAGCAAACGGAAAAGAAAGAGAACUCAGUAACAGAUUCAAAUACAGUUUCAAUCGACAAUAGCAAUUUAGUCAAAACUGGAGAUGCACAUAAUAAUGAAUCGAUGAUGAAGGCAGCAGCAGCUGUUGAUGAAAAACGUAAAGAUAAUGAGUCAUUAGGAAAAGAGCAGGAAGCGUUGGUUGAGAAGUUGACUAAUAUGAGUAUUGAAGAGAAUGGUACCAAUCCUUCACUGUCGGAAAACACAAAACAAACAGAACAAAGAGAACAAACAGAACAAGCAGAACAAGCAGAACCUCUACUAAUAUAA
Molecule: messenger RNA, 1542 nt
Organism: Lodderomyces elongisporus
Lineage: Eukaryota; Fungi; Ascomycota; Pichiomycetes; Serinales; Debaryomycetaceae
Exons: 1
Coding region: 1-1542 (513 amino acids)
Biological process (GO): vesicle budding from membrane; late endosome to vacuole transport via multivesicular body sorting pathway
Cellular component (GO): multivesicular body
Source: RefSeq, a predicted model, not a curated record